UUAGAUUCUUCUUCGUCAAACCCGUAAUCCUGUAUCCUAUAAAACCACUCUAGAGAGGACUUUUUAGUCAAAGAUCCCAAAACAGCUCCAAAGCUCACAAAGACAUGGCUGAAGCUUCCCUGAUCUUCCUCUCUCUCACCCUUCUCUUCUGCCAUUCUUCUGCAAGUUCCUCUGGUAAUCCUAUCCUUCUCUCGUCUUCUGCUCACGAAGAGCUAAGGAAGAACGGGUUUCCGAUUGGGUUGCUCCCUACGAACGUCUUGGACUACACCCUCAACCGGACCUCCGGUGAUUUCUCUGUAAAUCUGGGUGAUUUCUGUAAGAUUACGCUCCCUCCGGACAAUUAUCUGGCCUCGUACUCGAAGAAGAUUACAGGGAAGAUCGUCGAGGGUAGAAUAGCGGAGAUUGACGGGAUACGGGUUAGGGCUUUUUUCAAGUGGUGGUCCAUCACCGGAAUUCGAUCGAGCGGCGAAAAUUUGGUCUUUGAGGUUGGAAUGGUCACGGCCAAGUACCCAUCGAAGAAUUUCGACGAGAGCCCACCGUGUGAGGGCCAAAGCUCGUCAUCGUAACUGGGUUUCCGCCUCUUGAGUCCAUGGAGUAAUUUAUAUGAUGGUCCAUGUAUAACUCAAAGUACUUAGUGAACUUUACCAUCAGAACAGUAUUAUGGUAAUUUAUAUAGUAAUAUAGAUAUAUAGUUCUGUUUUAUAUAUUUUGUUAGGCUCUGUUUUACUUGCGCCAUGCAUCUCCAGUUCUCCACGUCCUCUUUUUUAUGCUGUUAAGCUGUUUAGACAUGGUUUCCA
Messenger RNA from Nelumbo nucifera (sacred lotus), 797 nucleotides. RefSeq names its product DUF538 family protein (Protein of unknown function, DUF538). The record is from RefSeq and is a predicted model, not a curated record. NCBI's taxonomy places the organism in Eukaryota, Viridiplantae, Streptophyta, Magnoliopsida, Proteales, Nelumbonaceae.